AUGAUAUGGAAUUCUAGGGGCACGGGCACGAAGACUUUUCCUAGCCUGGUGCAAGAACUGAAAAAACAUUUUUGUUUAGAUUUUUUGGCGUUACUUGAGACUAGAUCAGACAAGCUUAAAACAGAGAGACGGAUUGGUAGUCUUGGUUUUCAAGAAUACACCUUUAUUGAAGCCGAAGGGUACAGUGGUGGCAUUUGGUGUCUAUGGAAUGCAGGAGUUCGGCGGGUCGAGGUGCUAGAACGACAUAGGCAAUAUUUACACCUGUAUAUUGAAACCUCGAGAUUAGAGCAGUGGUUCAUGACUAUAGUUUAUGCUAGCCCGCACGUGAUGGGACGACAUAACCUAUGGAAUGCACUACAACAAUUAGAGAGUGGCAUUCAUGGUCCCUGGCUUCUUGGGGGAGACUUUAAUGCAACUAUUUUUCAGAAAGAAAGACGCACUACUGCUGUAAAUGGACUCAGCACGGACCGAGAAUUCAGUAACUGGUAUGAGACCUCAGGAGUUUCUGACCUUGGGCAUGUAGGGCCACUUUUUACUUGGAAGCGAGGGAACACAGAAGCUCGUCUGGACCGUGUCUUGGCAAAUGACGAAUGGUGUAGACUAUUUCCCAAUGCUCGUGUGUCUCACUUGCCAUUUUACAAAUCGGAUCAUCGCCCACUUCUUGUGCAGCUUGAUUUUAUUACAGAGAGACCAAAACGUCCUUUCCGGUUUAUUGCGGCCUGGGUAUUACAUGAUGACUUUAAACGCUUUGUUACUGACAAUUGGAAGACAGAAAGAGAGUGGAAGCAGAAUCUCCAUCAGUUCACGCAUGAAUGCUGCAGAUGGAAUAAAAAUGUUUUUGGGCACAUUGAGGGUCGAAAGAACAAACUGUUACGUCGGAUGGAUGGUGUUAAUAAAGCUUUAGAAAGAGGAAGAAAUAAGGGGCACUAUGAGGAUCUUCUUGCUCAAUUAUGGAAAGAUUUUGAGGAAGUGCUUGUUCAGGAGUCUCUCUUGUGGGCCCAGAAAGCACGUGUAGAGUGGUCUGUUUAUGGAGACAGAAACACGAGACUCUUCCAUUCUAGAGCCAACAAACGCCGCAAAGCAAAUAGAAUCGAUGCUAUCCGGAUAGAUGGAGGAGAGUGGUGUCAUGAUUUAGAGGUAAUUAAACAGGAAGCCACGAGAUUUUUUGCUUCAUUAUUUACCGAGGAAGCCAGAGUUCGUGCGGAGCUGCCUUGUGAACUUACGUACCCCACUAUUGAUGAGGUGAGCUUACAAAUAUGUGAUCGACCUAUAGAUGCGGUUGAAAUUAAAAAUGCUCUUUUAGUAUGGGGCCCCUGA
Molecule: messenger RNA, 1317 nt
Organism: Neltuma alba
Lineage: Eukaryota; Viridiplantae; Streptophyta; Magnoliopsida; Fabales; Fabaceae
Exons: 1
Coding region: 1-1317 (438 amino acids)
Molecular function (GO): catalytic activity
Source: RefSeq, a predicted model, not a curated record